AACUCAAAAUAGUUGAACCUAAGAAGGUAGGCCUUUGUUUGAGCAACAUUCCAUCAGCUACGCCAUUAAUGAGCUCGAAGAAGAAAGAGGGUUUUGUUGAGUUAUAGUAGUAUAACAACUCCUAUUAUUGUUGAUAUUUGUCUACUUGGGCCAGGCCCAAAUUUGUAGCACGGUUUCGAAUAUAGGCUAUGCAAGUGUUUCAAUACAGAGUAAUUGAUAUCUUCUUCAACCUAUCUUCUUCAACCUAAUUUCAGUUUUCUGGCGGAAAAACUUUGAUACAAUCAGCAAGUUUGCUUGGGAAACGUGAAUAUUAGAUUGAAAUCUCGUUUCCGGGAUAAAUUCAGUUUCAAACACGUCUCUAUUUUUCUGAAACGGUUUCGGCGCGUUCCGAAUCGCGUUUCCCGGUUUCCCCGUUUCAGGACGUUUCGGAAACGGUAAUAUUAACAAUGGCGUCCAAACGCUGCCACCCCGACAAUCAGCAAGGAUGCGGAAAGAAGAAGAGGAAGGGCGAAGCCAAACUGUCAUUCCCAGAACUAGAAGAACUCAGCCACCAACUUCUUGUAGCAUCGUCAAUUGAAAACGAGAACCAUGUCAGAAUCCUAUUAAAUUAUACCACCCCAGAAUCCGACUCUGAAUUUGUCGUUCAAUCCAUCCUCUCUCUCCAAACCUUCUUUGCCGUUCGCCUCCUUGAUGGACAUGUGUUCGAUUCUCGCCUCCGUACCAUGUUCGAUGACUUCCUCGCACAUCUUAUCCACAUCGCUUCUUCUCCUCUCUGCAAAUUUCACCUUGUCAGGAUGGCUGUUUUGGAAGCGAUAAUGGUGUUUGUGAAGCUUAACAAAAAAGGACAUUUCUGUUUUACGCUUUACCAAAGAUUGAUUCAGGCUCUUAUUUAUUCUCCCUUGGAAGUUGACUUCUUUCUUGACUCUCUAUUAUCAAACUACUUCAACUACAUUGAUGUACGUUAUUUUACCUUCAUGACUGUGCAGAACAUAUGUAAUACACUUGACAAACGGAUCAGUUCAGGUAACAAUUAUGUGACUCAAGAUGGCCCACAAGCAAGCCUAGAUCACUCGAUAAACAAGAUCCACUUCAUCCUUACACACAUUCCUCCACUAGGUGACUCAGAUACUGAUUUUGAAGUGUGGAGCGAAGGCUUUUUAUCUAAAGAAGGCGAUAAUCAGGAGAAUCCUACUCGUAAAGAAGGGAAAGGUGGCUCGGAGAGAAAAGAUAAGUCUGCUAAAAAGAUAGUAAAGCUGAAGCUGAAGUUUACCAAGGCAUGGAUGUCAUUCCUUAAAUUACCACUUUCAGUUGAGGUCUACAAGGAGGUGCUCGUCAAGUUGCCUCAGGCUGUCAUUCCUUAUUUGUCCAAGCCGGAGAUGUUGUGUGACUUCUUGACAAGAUCCUAUGAUGUUGGUGGAGUUGUCAGUGUAAUGGCUUUGAGUGGACUCUUUGUUCUCAUGACACAGCAUGGUAUAGAAUAUCCUGACUUCUACCAGAAGCUAUAUGCACUUUUAGUACCAUCUGUAUUUAUGGCAAGACAUCGCGCUAAGUUUCUUGAGCUGUUGGAUGUCUGUUUGAAGUCCCCUCUUCUUCCAGCAUAUAUAGCAGCUGCUUUUGCAAAAAAGUUGAGUCGACUAUCUCUUGUAGUAACCCCAUCCGGGGCACUGGUUAUCAUAGCACUGGUCCACAAUCUUUUGCGGAGACAUCCAUCAAUUAAUUGUUUAGUUCAUCAGGAAUUCCAUGGAAAAACUUAUAGUCAUGAUGGGAAUGCUGAUGUUGCCUCUGACAUAGCUAGAGGAAAACAAGGAGUUGAUGUUUUCAAGGAUAAAGAAAGUGAUCCUUUAAAAUCAAAUGCGAUGAGGAGUUCUCUUUGGGAGAUUGAUAUGCUCCGCCACCACUAUUGUCCUCCUGUUUCUAGAUUUGUUUUGUCGCUGGAAAAUGACUUGACUGUAAGGGCUAGAACUACAGAAAUGACGGUUUCUGACUUCAGUUCUGGUUCAUAUUCUACGAUAUUCAAGGAGGAGAUGAGAAGAAGGGUUAAACAAGUUCCUCUGGCGUUCUAUAAGACGACACCAACAUCCUUGUUUUCAGAGUUGGAUUUUCCCGGUUGGACUUUCAAUGGCGAACAAUUGAAAGUUAUGUAAUUACUAUAGUCUGUAAUUUAGUUUAUUUAGAUAAUCUAGUAACAAAAGUUUGAAUUAGGUGUAUAUAACAUUUUUUAUGUGGGUUUUAAAAUUUGGAUAUCAAGCCUUAUCAUUUA
Molecule: messenger RNA, 2260 nt
Organism: Spinacia oleracea (spinach)
Lineage: Eukaryota; Viridiplantae; Streptophyta; Magnoliopsida; Caryophyllales; Amaranthaceae
Product: protein NUCLEOLAR COMPLEX ASSOCIATED 4
Exons: 16
Coding region: 447-2144 (565 amino acids)
Biological process (GO): ribosome biogenesis
Cellular component (GO): nucleolus; Noc4p-Nop14p complex; small-subunit processome
Source: RefSeq, a predicted model, not a curated record